Neurospora hispaniola is the source of this 1434-nucleotide messenger RNA. RefSeq names its product dolichol-phosphate mannosyltransferase. The transcript is spliced from 2 exons. The coding region runs from base 200 to 934 and encodes 244 amino acids. NCBI's taxonomy places the organism in Eukaryota, Fungi, Ascomycota, Sordariomycetes, Sordariales, Sordariaceae. Gene Ontology annotation, biological process: dolichol-linked oligosaccharide biosynthetic process; protein O-linked glycosylation via mannose; GPI anchor biosynthetic process. Gene Ontology annotation, cellular component: endoplasmic reticulum membrane. The record is from RefSeq and is a predicted model, not a curated record. Gene Ontology annotation, molecular function: dolichyl-phosphate beta-D-mannosyltransferase activity.
CCUGAGCCAGCCCGCGUAAAGGACACCUCGAACCUCCACUGACUGACUGCAUGAACCGUACGCGAGCCAUCUUCCAUCAUCGACGGUAGACACCUUCCUCCAUUCCUUAGGGUUAUCUCGACAAUUCAAUUCCAUCCAUUCCUUCGUCGACAGCCGCUCGUUUUCUACAACUUCGAUAAUCUCGUAAUAAUCAGUCACCAUGGCUCCCACCAAGACCACCGGCAACGAUGUGUACUCGGUCAUCCUGCCGACCUUCAAUGAACGCCAGAACCUCCCCAUCAUCACCUGGCUGCUCAACCGCACCUUUAGCGAGCAAAACAUCGACUGGGAACUCGUAAUUGUCGACGACGGCUCCCCCGACGGCACCCAAGAUGUCGCCGCCCAGCUCGUCAAGCUCUACGCUCCCCACGUGCAACUGCAGACCCGCACAGGCAAGCUCGGACUCGGCACCGCCUACGUCCACGGCCUCCAGUUCGCCAAGGGCAACUACAUCAUUAUCAUGGACGCCGACUUCAGCCACCACCCCAAGUUCAUCCCCCAGAUGAUCGCCAAGCAGAAGGCCGGCAACUACGACAUUGUCACGGGCACCCGCUAUGCCGGCGACGGUGGUGUUUACGGCUGGGACCUCAAGCGCAAGCUUACCUCCAAGGGCGCCAACAUCUUUGCCGAUACCGUGCUGCGCCCCGGCGUGAGCGACUUGACCGGUUCCUUCCGGUUGUACAAGAGGGACGUGCUGGAGAAGCUGUUCCAGAGCACGGACAUCCGUGGUUUCACCAUGCAGAUGGCUCUGGCUGUUACGGCCAAGUCCCAAGGCUUCUCGAUCGCUGAGGUGCCCAUCUCCUUCGUCGACAGAGUGUAUGGCGACAGCAAGCUCGGCGGCGAGGAGAUUGUGGAAUAUGCCAAGGGCGUUCUGCAGCUUUGGUGGUCCACGUAAACCGGACGAGGAAUACCACAAGAAGAACAAGAGGGUAACGGUCUUUCUUUCGAAAUAUAUAAAAGCUAAUGGUCGGGCUGGGCCGAUGUACAAGUAAGGCUGGGAUCUGGGUUGCAUGGCGUUUUCGUUCUUGUUCCGCGUACAUAUCUUUCUGGAUGGCUUCGCUAAUUGACUGAUGAUUACGUUGAGUUUUUGGGCAUGAAUCAUUCUGGAUAUCUUGCGCUCUACGCUACAACAACCCACAGCCUCAACCCGCUUAGCAAUUCCUGCCGCCCGUCACACUGAUAGUCUGUCCAGAAAUGUACGAGCUCAGGGGCGAGGCAAUGGCCAAGACAGCACUGGCAGCCUCAGUUGCUGAACCGGGCCUCCUGAGGGGAAUAUCUGCAAAGGGGACCGGUCCUCCAGCCUUCUGGGCAUUCUGCUUCUGAGGAAUACCCAAAGCAACCUUUUGACCAUCAACCUCCACAAACGCACCAGCCUCCUUGUUGGCCGUCAACCGA